CUGAAGUUGCACCUCAUUUUCCAUCACAACAUAUCGCAGUAAAAUAAUUUUUAUUAUUAUAAUAUUAAUUAUUAGUCUCGCAUACUCAAUAAUUUCGAAAUAAUGGCUUUUCUGAACAAAUUAGUGCUAUUUGCCGGAUUUCUGUCUCUUCUGCAUGCCGCAUAUUCAGCAGCCCAACAUCGAGCUUACCUGAGGAUUACGGAUCAGGAGUUCACCAACCUCCCAGUGGAUAUCAUAUUCCAAGCAAUUCUCAGCCUCGUGCUUAUUAUCUUCAACAUUCUGCAAGUAGUGGGUGACUUCAAAGAAAUUCGUGCGGCAGUGGACCUUCAAGCCAAGUCGUGGGAAACCCUCGGAAACAUUCCUUCGUUUUACACCUUUAACCACCGGGGCAAAGCUCUGUCCCCGUACUAUGAACAACCCAACCCGGCGGCGAUGGACCGGUCGGAUCUGAGCACUUUAGAAUGAGUCAAGUCGUACCGUGCGCGCGGAUGGUUCCAUUUUCUAAGAAUAUCACUUGCCGAAAAAUCAAUGAUUCUCAUGUUUCGGACAAAGACGCAUUCUAUGUUAGGAUGUGGAAAUGCAUUGAAAUUGAUUAUAGGAAGUGUCACUCCGGAAAAUGCAAUACCAUCGUCUAAGAUACAAAUUUUAAAUUGUAAUUUAUUUGCACCAAAAAUCUAAUAAAUGUAGUUCUCGCAGAGCUAAA
Aedes albopictus (Asian tiger mosquito) is the source of this 703-nucleotide messenger RNA. It is a transcript of the gene EMC5, whose product is annotated as ER membrane protein complex subunit 5. The transcript has 3 exons. Lineage: Eukaryota; Metazoa; Arthropoda; Insecta; Diptera; Culicidae. The record is from RefSeq and is a predicted model, not a curated record. The coding region runs from base 103 to 465 and encodes 120 amino acids.